CUUGUGUCAAUUAUUAUGAAAAUAAUAAUAAUUAAUUAUUAUAAUAUUUUUCUGAUUUUUCGAUAGUCAGUCACUAUAAAUUAAAUAAUAUUAAUACAAUUUUUACGUCACGCCGAAUCGACUACUAAGUACUAAUUAGUCAAUUAAAAUAAUCAACAAUUUUCAUUUUCAAUCAUUAUUUGUCCAUGUCGCUGUGAUAAUUGUGAAUUGUGGGUUUUGGAAAAAUUGGUUCAGUGUUUCAAUAAUAUCUUAUGGAGGACAAAUUACCAUCCAAGGAAACUCAUGUUUGGACUUUAAGCGAUUUUAUUGAACGACGCAAAGAAUGGGAUCAAGGAGAUGAAGCACGGUUAGCGGAAUACCUUCAACAACUGUCCAAUAAAAUAACCCAAGGUGCUAAAAAUACACUUAAUGAAUUGGAAAAUGUAGUGGCUAGCAUAGAUGACACUGCAGUUAAAAUAGCAAACAUCAACAAUGAAUUUCAGUUAUUAGCAGAUAAACAAUUUAUAGAAAAUAAAGUUCAAGAUGAGGAUGAGACAGUGCAAACUAAAGUUGAAAAACCUGUGUUACGAGAAAUCAAUGCUGAUACAUUAGUAAAUAAUAUAAAAGAAGCACUUAAAAAUAGCUUUGAAGCUAUUGAUACUCACUUUGAGAAAAUUACUGUUGUAGUUAGUGAUUCUGAUGAUAAUGAUGAUGAACUUAGUCAUGAAGAAACUGUUUUGAGGCCAAGGAUAUUUUACAAAAAAUUAAAUCUUCCUUCUUUAAGUGGUAAUACAUUAUCUGAAAUUGUUGUAGAUAAUGCUAUGUUUUCAGAUUCAGAUUCUGAUGUUGAACAACCUACAAACACAUUUAAAGAUCAGGAAUCAUUAUUUAGUAAUGAUGUACCUGAAGAGGAUAACUAUUCUAUUAGUGAAUCAAAAAAUAUAUAUGAACCUAAUCCUGAAUCAAUAGAUACCAAUAAUAUUGUUUUUGAACCAGAAAAACCUAAACCUAAAAAUAUUCCCACAUAUGCAGAUUAUGAUGAAGAUGAUUUAUUUAGUCCACCACCUUUAAUUAAUGAUGAUGACGAUGACAAUUUAGAGAACGAAUAUAAUAUAUUUGGUAAUGGUAAUAAUAAUAUGUUUGGUGAAAAAAACUUGUGGGAUGAUAUUGAUGAUGAUGACAAUGAUUUUUCAAAUGAACCACCUUUACCGAUAUACUCAGACAAACCCCCUCUGCAAGAACUUAAAUCUGAUACUCAAGUAAAGGUUGAAGUACCAAAUAUACAACAAACACUAAAUGAUGAAUUGCGAAAAAGAUUCCAAAAAGAUAGUACGUCUCUUUCAUCAGAUAAUUUAAAUGUCACAUCGUCCAAAAUAAAAUUACCCAAAGGAGCUGUUAAUAUUCUUGGUGGAACUGAUAUAAAACCAUACAUUUCUAAUCCGGCUUUAAACAUAAGACCAUCAACAACAUCUGAAAUAAAUAAAAAAAUUGCUGUAACAACACAGAAUGAUACUAUUGAAGAUGUUAAAAAAGAUUUUAAUAUUUCAAAUAAAGUUAUAGACAAUUCCAAUCCAAAUUCAGUUAAUGUGGGAUAUAAAGAUUUAAUAAAAGAAACUAAACCAAUAAAAAAACGAUCACUCUUUGAUCAAGAAUCAGAUGAUGACGAUUUGUUUACCAAAACCACAGUAACAGUUGCUCCUACUUUAAAACCAGAAAUGUUGGAAUCUAAAGCAAGUUUGACUAAAGAUAAAAUUUCAUCAAGAAAUAUAUUUUCAGAAUCAGAUUCAGAUGAAGAAUUUAUGGAUUCAAAACUGAAAACAAAAGAAUUAGUUUUUCAUUCUACUAUUGAUAAUAAUUCUACAACACUUUUAGACUCCUCAUCUGAUGAUGAUUUAUUUAGUAAUAAAUCUAUUAAUAAUAUAAUACCAAAACAAAUAAGUUCUUCUCCAACGCAUGUUGAAGUUGUAAAUAAAUCAAAUAAAACAAAACAUAUAUCAAAACCAUCCAUAGAAGAAAAUAAAGUUAAAGAUGCAUUAAAUAAAGUAAUUAUUGAUGAAUUAAAAAAACAUACAGUAAAUUUGAAUGUGGUUGAUAAUAAAGUUAUAGAAAAAGAAUUAUUACCAAAUAAUAAUACUUCAAAUAGUAAUAUUAUAGAAUCUCCAAACAAUGAUAAAAUAAUACAAAGAAAUCAAAAGCCUUCAAAUUCACAACAGACUAAAAAGUUAAGUAAUUUUUUUUCAUCGGAUGAAGACGAUUUUGAUGAUGAGACAUUGCUUAAUGUUAAUAAACCAAAUAAAAAUAGUAUUAAAAAAGAUCAAUCAAUUUCUAAUGCAAGUGAAUUUAGUCAAAAUACAAAUCGUGAGGUUCAUGAAUCAAAAAUAAAAUUAUUUGAUUCUUCUUCUGAUGAUGAUCUAUUUAUUACUAAACCAAGUGAUAGUCUUACAUCUUCAACAAUCAAAAAACAACCUAGUUUUAAUGAAAUUGAAAAUAUAGGUAUUUCAAAAGAGAUUGAUGAUUGUGCCAUACUGAAUAAAAUACCAAAAAUUGAUAAGAUAAAUCAAAUGGAAAAUGAAAUAGAUAAAAAAAAUAUAAAAAAUUGUAAUCUAUUGUCUGAUGAUGAUGAAGAUGAAAAUUAUUUGUCUUUUGAUAAAAACAUUUCUGAUAUUAUUGCAUCUAAUAAUCAAAAUAUAAACGAGAAAAUAUCAACUAUAAGUUUGUCAUCUGAAGAAUUUUUUAGCCCCCAAAGGGAUCAAAACAAUCAAGAUAUGUUUCAGAAUACACCUGAUAGUUUAAAAGAAAGUAAGAAUUAUGAUUUAUUUAGUCAAAAAGAGAUUCUUAUGCCUAAAAAUGAAAUAAUGUCUAAUGAAAAUACAAUCCAGAAUAAUAAAAAUUCUAUAAUAUCAAGUAGUGAAGAUGAAACAAAAUUGAUGUUUAGUUCACAAAUUAAAAAUGAGAAUUCUAAUAUAGAAACUAAGUUGAUUUCUCCAACAUCAAAUCUAUCACCUGAAAAUUUACUAAAUAAUAAGAAUCAAGUAUCAUUGAAAGAAAAAGAUAUAAAUACAUCCAAUAUGAUAACAGAAUCGAUUUCUUCAGAAAACACAAAACAGGGUAUCGAAAAUUCUAAACUUUCAAAUAGUGAUGGACAACAAUUUUCUUUCAAUUCAAGUACUCAAAAUGUGAAUACUAUUCAGGAAAUUGACGUAAUUUGUCCCACAUCAGAAUUGUCCUUUAAGGAUUCUAUUGAUGGACCUUUUUUCAGUUCACCAAAUUCAAAGAAUGAAACUAUAAAAAAACUUCCAGGAAAAUUAAAUAAAAAUGCUGGUGCUUUUAUAAAUAUUGCUAGUUUACUUCCCAAUUCUAAAAGCCCAUUGAAAAUAUCGGAUAUUCCUCGAUCGGUUUCAUUAGAUGAAAAAAAUGAUACUUUACCAACUGAUGGAACAAAGCUUUUUAGUGCUGAAAAAGAAAGAGCCAGAAUUCAAGUAAAAAGACGUCCACAAAGUCGAAAAGCUAGAAUAGCUGCUGCUCGAAUGUCAUCUAUAGAUAUUGGUUCCGAAACAAAUUUUGAAGAAUCAUCUCGCCUAUUUGUUUCAACGUCAGAUUUAGUUGACUAUCAAUCUAGUCCAAUACUAAAUAACGAUAUUACAGUUUCAGAUUCUUCAAAUGAAGUUAAAAAUAAAAUCCAAGCAUCAAUUAAUGAUAAAUUACUUGCAGCAAAUAAUAAUAAAACUGAUGUAAUUAGUGAUAAAUUGGAAUCAAAAAAUGAGCUUAUAAAACAUUUAUUUGAUGACGAUUCAGAUUCAUCUGAGUCAAUUCAACAAGAGUUUGAUAAAAAAGAUAAUGAUAACAAAAAAAUAAUAUUAGGUGAAAAACUAUUAGAAUCUAAUAAAUCAGUGCAAGAACAACUCCCUGUAAUUGAAUCAGUUCAUAAAAAACUUCAACAGAAUGAACCAGUAAAAGAAAAACAACUAGAAACUAAACCAUUAAAAGGAAAACAACCAAAAAUUGAAUUGAUUAAUGAUGAAAUUUCAGAAAUUGAUCCAAUAUUUGAAACACAAGUUAAAGCAUACAGUGUGAAAGAAUUAGAAGAAAAUAAAUCUAAGAUUUCAAAUACCUCGUUACCUCAUAAAUCCAAUUCUUUAUUUGAUGAUGAUGACGACGAUGAUGAUUUAUUCUCUCGAAAAUCUGGUAAAACAAAUAAACUGUCAUCAAAUUUAUUUGAUAGUGAUGAUGAAUUUGAAUUUAACAAAAAAUUUACAAAAAAGAACUCUGAUAAAACCAAGUCAAUAUUUGGUGAUGAUAGUGAUGAUGAUCUAUUUAAUACUCCCAACAAACCUUCAGGAAGUAAUUUAACCUCUCAAAAACCAAUUAAUAAAUUAAAUCAGCAACAAAAUCGAUCUAGUAGUGAUGGAUAUGUAAAACUUGCUGCCGAAAGUGUUGCUGUUAAUCCAUUAGAAUCUAAGAAAUAAAAUAAUUGAAUAUUAUAAUGUUAUUUUUAUUUUAUAUUUUAAUAUUUUAUGCGUCCACAAUUUUUAUAUUGGAAUUUAUGUGAUAUUAUGUGUAAAGAAGUUUGAGAAAUUUUGAACCUUUGGAACAAAAAAAAAAUUAAUAUAAAAUUUUAUUAUUUAAUAAUAAGCAUUAUACAUUUAUAAACAAUCUGAUUGGAGCAUUAUUUGUUUUGCUCUCUCGCUAUCAUUAUUAUUAUGUUUUAAUUUGAUUUGCCAUUAUUAUAUUAUUACCUUUAUAUAGUGUUAUAUAUUAUUACACUAUUAUUAUUAUUAUUAUUAUAUUUUGGGUUGUUAGUUGUUAUGUUAUAAUUUUGUUAUACAUUAUUUGUUUCAAAUAAUAAAAGUUUUCAUAUCAUGGAGUAAAA
Molecule: messenger RNA, 4849 nt
Organism: Rhopalosiphum padi (bird cherry-oat aphid)
Lineage: Eukaryota; Metazoa; Arthropoda; Insecta; Hemiptera; Aphididae
Gene: FAM21
Product: WASH complex subunit 2
Exons: 13
Coding region: 252-4445 (1397 amino acids)
Source: RefSeq, a predicted model, not a curated record